CGACCAUAGAGGAUGACAAGGUGUGGAGCUGCAGGUUGUGGGCUGUAACAGCAGUGACCUGCGGGGGGCGAUGGCUGCCGUCUACACCAGCCGGGACAUCGUGGAGGAUUUCCUCCACUACAAGCUGCUCAACAAGGGAGUGGCCUGGCGUUUCCCGCCGCCACCGCGCCAAUCAGGCGCUCAGCGCGUACACCAGGAAGCUUCGUCUGCUACGUCGAGGACAUCAGGCAGAGGCGUCGCUCCAGGUGAUGCCCAGCAAGAUCCCUGGUCAACCCCUCCUCGGCUACAGGUCGCCCUGCGGUGCGCCGGUGACGAGCUGGAGUGCAGUUACCGUGGCAACCUCUCAGCCCAGGUGUCAGCACUGCUGCCCUGCAGGGAUGGCGACGGGGGCGGCAGCCGGUCGGCGCGAAGGCAAAGCCUUACUGUGGUCAGGGAGGAGCUGUUCAGGGACGGCGUGAACUGGGGACGCAUCGUGGCCAUGAUGGAGCUGGGAGGCGCUCUGAGUGCCGAGGUGGCCAAGACGGGCGGGGCGUGGCAGGUGGACGACAUCGCCAGGUGGAUGGAGGAGAGUCUGGACUCACCGCCGCUGCAGGGAUGGAUAGAAGACAAUGGAGGAUGGAAUGCCUUUGUGGAGUUGUACGGCGAGUCCAGACCUCCAGUCAGUUUCUGGUCUCUGAAGACAGUGUUUGGACUGGUUGUACUGGGAGCAGCUGGGAUCGCACUGGGAGCCCUGUUCACCCAGAAAUAA
Messenger RNA from Seriola dumerili (greater amberjack), 748 nucleotides. Its product is annotated as apoptosis regulator Bcl-2-like. The record is from RefSeq and is a predicted model, not a curated record. The coding region runs from base 71 to 748 and encodes 225 amino acids. Gene Ontology annotation, cellular component: mitochondrial outer membrane. Gene Ontology annotation, biological process: negative regulation of intrinsic apoptotic signaling pathway; extrinsic apoptotic signaling pathway in absence of ligand; intrinsic apoptotic signaling pathway in response to DNA damage. NCBI's taxonomy places the organism in Eukaryota, Metazoa, Chordata, Actinopteri, Carangiformes, Carangidae. The transcript has 3 exons. Gene Ontology annotation, molecular function: protein homodimerization activity; protein heterodimerization activity.